Messenger RNA from Acanthosepion pharaonis, 606 nucleotides. The record is from the annotation of a GenBank genome assembly. NCBI's taxonomy places the organism in Eukaryota, Metazoa, Mollusca, Cephalopoda, Sepiida, Sepiidae.
AUGAUUUUUGAAACCAUCUUUCAUUUCAUUUACCGUCUUUCUAUUCUUCCUUCUCGUUUCUGCUUUCCCACUCAUCAUUCUUUCUUUCUUUCUGUCUUUCUUUCUUUUUUUAGCAUUUUAAGGAAUUUCCUUUUUUUUCCUUUCUUUUCAUUUCCCUUCAUCUUUCUUUUUCCUUUCUUUCUUUCUUUUUCUUUCUUUCUUUCUUUUUUUCUUUUUUCUUUAUUUCUUUCUUUCUUCUUUCUUUUCUUUCUUUCUUUCUUUUCCCUUUCUAAUGAAUCUUUCUUUCUUUCUUUUAUCUUUCUUUCAUUGAAUCAAAUUCAAAAAAUAUCCUCCUCUUAUCUUUCAUCCCCAUAUUCUUCUUUCUUUCAAUCUUUCUUUCUUUCUAUCUUUCUUUCUUAUAUCUAUCUCUUUCUUUCUAUGAUUUUCUUUCUUUCGAUAUUUUUUUUCUUGAUUCUUCUUUCUUUCUUUAUAUUUUUCUUUGUUUAUAUAUCUUUGAUAACGCAAAUUAAUCCUUCUUUUCUUUUGUUUUCUUUUUUUAAUGUCCCAACCAUUCAUUUUUCUUCUUUUUUUUUAUUCUCUUUCUUUUUCCCAACCUUCUUCCUUUGA